AUGGUCACUCAUCGGCGGAGAACGCGUUCCGACUCGGUCAACGCAAACAACGCUUCCAAUGAAACUGAAGAAGACGAAAGUACUCCCAAAGAUACCGACGUUCUAUUUGGUUGUUACGACUUUUUAGAGAAUCAUCCUGGAACCAAACAAUGGGCUUCUGUUGUUGGCACUUACAGCAAUCAAUACUACUGGUCGUCGACGUUGUAUCAAAGGAUUCUCAACGACAAGCAUCUUCUUGGGAAAAGGUAUUUUGUUUUUCUGAAAAAGAAUAAGUUUCGACCCGCCACCGAGUUGGAAAUUGAGCAACGAACCUGUGGCGUCUUUGACAAUGGAGGAGGCAAAAAGAAACAGUCACGGAAACGACGGACACCGAACGGAGACAAAUUAACUACAGGGGUCACCACAACAACUGCAAACAUGAAGAAUAGUGCCAAUGACUUUCAGGAAGGUGAUAACGUUUAUGUCUACGACCAACUCUGGAGGGGCAAGAUUGUGGAGAUGGCUGAUUUCGUGGAUGGUCGCAAGUACAAAGUGCAUUACACGGGUUUCUUGGCCACCUCUGAUCAAUGGGUAGACAAGUUGCAACUCUUUCCAUAUUCAGAACAAAUGAAAGAAAUCUAUAAUCAAAUUGAUAAGGCCGAAGGGACUGCCUUUGAGGGGGAGUAUGAUGUAGCAGAGACUACGCAUGGGAAUGAAGAUUACGAAGACGCGGAGGAACAUGAACUUGGGGUAAAGAAGCGACGAAGGGCUCAGACAAAAGGAAAGCGGGGGUCUACUGCAAGCAACAAUAGCAAGGUCGCGAACCCUAAAAAUGCGACAACGCACACACAAAGAUCGUCGUCGCCAUCCAACACCACAUCAACGACGGUCGCAACUGAAGAAUCCAUCACUGACAAUGAAGAAGUGAAUUCCAUUAGUGCUUCACAUUACAACAAUGUCACAAAACUGGCCGGUGAUGGGGUCUCAGAAACGUUUUCCCAUCGAUUGUUUACAAUGAAGCAAAAAUCAAAAACUACUGCCAACAGCAAUUCAACACCAAUAAAAGCAGCUGCCAAAACUGCAACUGGUGCUGCUGCUUCCAUUGAUUCCAAUGAAACGACAGAUUCAUCGCAUUUUAUCACGGAUGCCCUAGCCAAAUGCGAAGCAGCCAAACGCACUGCCCAAGAGGAGGGGAUGACAAGCAUUCGUCCGCUCUUGAAUGGGGAAGCGGCCAAAUGGUCCUUUGCGUCAAUCAAUCGAUUUCUCAAUGUAGAGGAAAUACAAACCAACUUCCUACAAUUGGAUCAAAUGAAAUCGGAUGUUGUCAAAUGGAAGGAAGAAGGCGGAAUCAAAUGGUUAGAGGCCUUGGCUAUGGAACGAAACAUUGAAAAAUGGAGCAAGGCGCAAGAGCACCUCGCCAAGUUUGUAGAAUGUCUUGUGGAAGACUUGUGA
Cylindrotheca closterium is the source of this 1431-nucleotide messenger RNA. NCBI's taxonomy places the organism in Eukaryota, Bacillariophyta, Bacillariophyceae, Bacillariales, Bacillariaceae. The record is from the annotation of a GenBank genome assembly.